UGACAGACAGCCAGGAGCAGACAUGGCAGCGCCCUGAUCUUCCUCUAUGGAGGCGGUGCAGCAUGAGGAGGAGGAAGAGGAGGCGGAGCAUCAGGAAGGAGGCGGGGCCAUGCUGUGGUCCCUCCAGGAGGCCCUGGACAGACAGACCCUCCAGAUCGGGGUGUCGGCCUGCGGGGCCACGGCAGUGCUGGACGUCCUGAAGCUCCUGGGCGUCGCCGUGUCCGCAGAGGAGGCGGAGUUCUGCGUCCAGACGCGAUUGAGGAGGAAUGACGCCUCGCUGGACGACUACCUCCUGUCUCGGAGCGAAGCUGGAGCGACUCACGCUCAGCUCAUCUCCGGCGCUGAGGAGGCUAGCGGUGGGAAGGUGACAGGCCGGUUCUUCCACCUGCACCCGCCGCGUCGGGUCCGCCUCAUGCGCUGGCUGGAGCGCUGGAUCCGGGCCGGCGCCGUUCCCGUGGCGACCAUGAACAUGCAGGCGGGCGUGGCCGACGGCGAGGAGCUGCCCGACGCCUGGCACCACCAGCUGGUGUUCGGGGUGUGUGGAGACGCCGCCUUCAUGACCAACCCGCUGGACGUGGUGCUGGAGGCGGAGCUUCAGCCCAGACUGUGCAGUGAGUCGGAGCUUCUGAUUCGUCGAGACGACGUUCUGAGCAGAAUCCCUCCGGACUGUUCUGUGACCGAACUGAUGGAGAAGCUGGAGAACCUGGAGGACCCCCGGUGGAGGGAGCUCCACGUCAAGGCUCAGGUCCUGUCUCUGGUCCAGCAGCAGCAGGACGGAGACCAGAGGACGUCUCACCUCAGGAUCCCGGCAGCCUAUCAGUCUGGAGUCUCUCUGUUCGCCGUCAGGGGGACGCAGGUGUGCAGGGACCUGAUGGAGGCUCAGGAGCUGCAGAUCCUCUGAGCACGACAUGCUUUUGUUCUUUUUGUUCUGAAAUAAAGUCAUGAAAAAAAAGCACAAAAAAACCCGAAACGGAAUAAAGAUGGAAAAGACUUUUUUAUCAUUUGAAAUUUACAGUUUGUGAACAAAUACAGAAUAAGA
This is a messenger RNA of Salarias fasciatus (jewelled blenny), 1039 nucleotides long. RefSeq lists its product as uncharacterized. Bases 47 to 901 code for a protein of 284 amino acids. Lineage: Eukaryota; Metazoa; Chordata; Actinopteri; Blenniiformes; Blenniidae. The transcript is spliced from 5 exons. The record is from RefSeq and is a predicted model, not a curated record.